This is a messenger RNA of Spinacia oleracea (spinach), 3607 nucleotides long. Its product is annotated as leucine-rich repeat receptor-like serine/threonine-protein kinase BAM1. The transcript is spliced from 2 exons. Gene Ontology annotation, molecular function: receptor serine/threonine kinase binding; protein kinase activity; ATP binding. The record is from RefSeq and is a predicted model, not a curated record. The coding region runs from base 333 to 3359 and encodes 1008 amino acids. NCBI's taxonomy places the organism in Eukaryota, Viridiplantae, Streptophyta, Magnoliopsida, Caryophyllales, Amaranthaceae. Gene Ontology annotation, biological process: protein phosphorylation.
UAGUCGUACAAUUUAUUUACAGCAUUCCUUGUCAUCUUUAUCAUCCCGUUCUCAGAAAGAUAGAGACACAGAGUACAAAUUAAAGAAGAAUAAAAAGCAAAAAUCUUUAGCUUAAAUUUGAAGACUCUUCUUCCUUCCUUUGUUAAUGAUAGGAUGUUUGAUUCCAUAAACACCUCAAGAACAAGUUUCCCAGAUUCCCUUCCACUUUUAACAUAAAAAACCCAGUAGUAAUUUCAUCAUGUUCUUCUUCUUUAUAUUCAUACUCAUACACUGAAUAAGAAGUUUCUAUUUUCAGUAUUUUUCUAAUUACCAAAACAAAAAGAAUCAGUAAAAUGGUCACUUCCUUUCCUUAUUUAGCACCAUUCAAAUUCAACCUCCUCUGUUCCUUCUUCUUCUUGUUGGUCUUGUUAUUAUCUUCAUCUCUUGUUUCAGCCUCAGAUUUUGAAGCAUUGCUUACUCUGAAGCAAGGGUUUCAUAAUCAUCCAGAAAACUGGGAUUCGUCGAAUUCGAGCUCAGUUUGUUUAUGGACAGGGGUGAAGUGUCAUCAUGGGAGAGUAAUCUCGUUAGACUUAACAGAUUUAAACAUUGAAGGGUCUGUUUCGCCUUGUGUAUUAUCCACCGUAGACAGUCUCAUUCAUCUCUCUUUAGCAGGAAACAACUUCUCGGGCCGCCUCGACGAGUUCAAAACAAUGAGUAGUCUUAAGUUCCUUAACCUCUCCAACAACAAAUUUGAUGGUGGGUUGGAUGGUUGGAACUUUUCAAACCUUCCAAACUUGGAGGUUUUCGAUGUCAACAACAAUAACUUAACUUCCUUUCUUCCACUUGGGGUGACAAAGUUGAAAAACAUAAGGCAUUUGGAUUUGGGGGGGAACUUUUUCUACGGCAAAAUCCCACAAAUCUAUGGUGAAUUAAUCAGCUUAGAGUAUUUGUUUCUCGGAGGAAAUGAUCUUCAAGGGAGUAUCCCAAAAGAGUUGGGUAACUUGACAAAUUUAAGGCUACUUUUCUUAGGGCAAUACAAUGUGUAUGAAGGUAGUAUCCCAAAGGAGUUUGGUAAGUUGGGCAACCUUGUUCAUUUGGAUGCUUCAAGCUGUGGAUUAUCUGGGCCGAUACCCAAGGAACUGGGGAAUUUGGUGAUGUUAGACACACUUUACUUGCAUAUGAACCGCCUUUCGGGUGGAUUACCGAGAGAAAUAGGGAAUCUUACGGGUUUAACCAACCUCGAUCUUUCGAUAAAUGCAUUUGUUGGGGAGAUACCACAUGAGUUUGUCAACCUUAAGAGUCUCAAGUUGUUAAACCUGUUCAUGAACAAGUUACAUGGCUCAAUCCCUGACUACAUUGCUGAUGGUUUGCCUGAGUUGGAGACUCUUGGGUUGUGGAAGAACAACUUCACCGGCGAGAUACCGCGAAAUUUGGGCAAGAAUGGGAAGCUUCAAGUCCUGGAUUUGUCUUCCAAUAAGCUCACUGGUACUAUCCCUUCAAACUUGUGUGACUCUAACCACCUUACUGUCUUAAUCUUGAUGAAUAAUUUCCUUUUUGGACCUAUCCCAGAGAGUUUAGGCUCUUGUCUUAGUUUAAUUAGGGUCAGAUUAGGCCAAAAUUACCUUAAUGGUACUGUCCCAAAUGGGUUGCUUUACUUGCCCCAAAUCAACUUGUUGGAGCUCCAAAACAACUAUCUUUCUGGUAAUUUGUCUGAAAAUGUGGAUCCUUGUGUGUUAAACCCGGCUAAAUUGGACCAGCUUGAUCUUUCUAAUAACCUUUUAUCUGGGCCUUUGCCGAAUUCCAUAUCCAAUUUCAGUUCGAUCCAAUUUCUUUAUUUUGAGGGGAACCAGUUUUCAGGCCCAAUUCCCAAGUCAAUUGGUCAACUUAAGCAAGUAAUUAAGCUUGAUCUUAGCAACAAUUAUCUUUCUGGGUUAAUCCCUUCUGAAAUUGGAAGUUGUCCUCAUAUUACAUAUCUUGAUUUGAGUCAAAACAAUCUUUCUGGGUCAAUUCCUCCAGAGAUUUCUAGUAAUACAAUAAUGAGUUACUUGAAUUUGUCUAGGAAUCACAUUAACGGUUCGUUACCCGUAUCGCUAGGGUCCAUGAAAAGUUUAACAACUGUGGAUUUUUCCUUGAAUGAUCUAUCCGGAAAACUACCCGAGUUUUCCGCGUUCAAUGCCUCCUCCUUCGUGGGUAACCCGUUACUAUGUGGGUUGUUUUUGAACAACCCAUGUAAUUUGUCCUUGGUCCCUAGUCCUAGUCCAAACAUAAAAUCCAGUGGUGAGUAUAAGCUUAUUUUUGCACUUGUUCUUUUGGUUUGCUCCCUAAUUUUCGCGGGGGCGGCGGUAUUCAAGGCAAAAUCCUUUAAAAAGGGGUCCGAUUCUUGGAAAAUGACCACGUUUCAGAAAGUGGAUUUUAAUGUUUCGGAUAUUAUGGAAUGCAUGAAGGACGGUAAUGUGAUUGGAAGAGGGGGAGCGGGAAUUGUUUACCACGGUAAAAUGGCAUGUGGGUCCGAAAUCGCAGUAAAAAAGUUGUUAGGUUUCGGACCCAACAACAAGAAGCAUGACCAUGGUUUCAGAGCCGAGAUUGAAACCCUGGGACAAAUAAGGCAUCGAAACAUAGUGAGGUUGCUGGCGUUCUGCUCAAACAAGCACACGAAUCUGUUGGUGUACGAGUACAUGCGUAACGGGAGCCUCGGGGAAGCGUUACACGGUAAAAAGUUAGGAGCCUUCCUAGGGUGGAACAUGAGGUACAAGAUUGGAAUUGAGGCUGCUAAAGGACUUUGUUACCUUCACCAUGAUUCUUCUCCAUUGAUCGUUCACCGUGAUGUUAAAUCCAAUAACAUUCUCUUGGACUCGCAUUUCGAGGCACACGUGGCGGAUUUCGGUCUUGCCAAGUUCUUGUCCGGCGCAUCAGAGUGCAUGUCAGCAAUUGCUGGUUCUUAUGGUUAUAUUGCUCCAGAAUAUGCAUACACCUUACGGGUGGACGAGAAGAGCGAUGUAUACAGUUUCGGGGUGGUUCUGCUAGAGCUACUGACAGGAAGACGUCCUGUUGGUGAUUUCGGAGAAGGGGUAGAUAUAGUACAAUGGUCAAGAGUCCAAACAAAUGGGCGAAAGGAAAAGGUGCCUCUUAUCAUUGAUUCUAGGCUAACAGCAAUACCCCAAGAUGAAGCGAUGCAUUUGUUCUUCGUUGCCAUGUUAUGCACCCAAGAAAAUAGCGUUGAGCGUCCGACCAUGAGAGAAGUGGUUCAAAUUCUAUCAGAGUAUCCUUACCAUGUUAUGGGAUAUCAACCUGCUCCGUCGUCUUCGUUACUCAUUAAUAACAGCAAUAAUAAUAAUAAUAAUAAUAAUAAGCAACAAUCUAAUGAUGUUAAAAAAGGAUAAAGGUUGUUGCAUCAAGCAUCAGGAAGAAAUUGUGGUAUAAGGGUUAUUUUUUUUGGGGAAAUUUUUGAUAAUUGUGUUUAGAAAUGUAGGUUUUGUUAUUAUAGCUAGUCUUCUACUAUUGUGAAAAUUAAUAUGUAAACAUUGUGUUUCUAGUUUCACUGUCUAAUUAGAUUUAGGCAUAGAGUGAAUAUUGGACAUGGAAUAUAUUAUAUAAUAAUAAUAUAUAUACAAAAUAAUUAUUAUGAUUC